UCCUCCUCUGAGCUCAGUGGCCUGAGAACCUGCAGCGUGACGCACCCAGACAUCACGAUGGAUGUAAAGUUGUACUUUGUAUUGGGGUUCUACUGUUUCCUGCCUAAGGUGGUGUCGGUGCAGAAGUGUGAGGUGGAGACGGAGAUCGAGCAGGAGAAGGAACGCUGUCACAACAGCACCUCUGGAAACAGCACCUCAGGGUGCCAGGGGAUGUGGGAUGUGGUUGCCUGCUGGCCCCCCUCCCCGGUGGGAGAGGUGGUCACCAUCACAUGUCCACAUUACUUCAGUUACUUCAGCGACCAGCAUAAAGGUAACCUCUCCAAGACCUGCACCGCGGACGGCUGGAGCGAGAUGCUGCCCAUCGACAUUGCCGUCAACUGUGGCUACAACCACAACAUCAGCGGGGACGAGGGGAGGUUCUUCUGGCAGGUGAAGGUGGGCUACACCAUCGGCCACAGCGUCUCCCUCGCCUCGCUCCUCACUGCCGUCCUCAUCCUCUGCAUCUUCAGGAAGCUGCACUGCACCAGGAACUACAUCCACCUCCACCUGUUCGUGUCCUUCAUCCUGAAAGCGGUGUCCGUGUUCGUGAAAGACGUGGUGCUGUACGAGGUGGGGGAGGAGGACAACUGCUCCUCAGGGCUGUUGGGCUGCAAGGUGGCGAUGGUGUUCUUCCAGUACGGCGUCAUGGCCAGCUUCUUCUGGCUGCUGGUGGAGGGGCUUUACCUCCACGCCCUAUUGGCUGUCUCCUUCUUCUCCGAGAGGAAGUACUUCUGGGCCUAUAUUCUGAUUGGUUGGGGAGGGCCGAUGGUCUUCAUCACAGCUUGGACCAUCGCAAAGGCCAAGUACAACGAUGUGGGGUGCUGGGAUAUCAUCGAGAACUCGGAUGGGUUCUGGUGGAUAAUUAAAACUCCCAUACUGGUCUCCAUUUUGAUGAACUUCUUCCUCUUCAUCUGUAUCAUUCGAAUACUUCGUCAAAAGAUCAACUGCCCGGAUAUAGGAAGAAACGAGUCAAACCAGUAUUUGAGAUUGGCGAAGUCUACUCUGCUUCUGAUCCCUCUGUUCGGGAUCAACUUCAUCGUGUUCGCCUUCAUCCCGGAGCAGUUGAAGACAGAGAUGCGCCUGGUGUUCGACCUGAUUCUGGGAUCCUUCCAGGGCUUCGUGGUGGCCGUGCUGUACUGUUUCCUCAACGGGGAGGUUCAGGCGGAGGUGAAGAGGAAGUGGCGGCGGUGGUUGCUGCAGCGCUACAUGGGUUCAGACUCCACCAAGUACCAACAGCCGUCCAGCAACGGGAACACCUUCAGCACCCAGAUCUCCAUGCUGACCAAGUGCAGCCCCGUGACCCGCCGGGUCUCCUCCUCCGGCCCUGAGGACUCCUCCGUCAUCUGACCUCCAUCGCCAUGGAGACGUGUCAACGUGUGUGUAUAUAUCCCCGACCACAAGGACUGCUCCGUCAUCUGACCUAUGUGUAUAUAGAUGAUGACCUAUGUACCUGUGUGUGCAUAUAGGUCAGGACCUAUGUACCUGUGUGUAUAUAGGUCAG
Messenger RNA from Gadus morhua (Atlantic cod), 1540 nucleotides. It is a transcript of the gene vipr1b, whose product is annotated as vasoactive intestinal peptide receptor 1b. Gene Ontology annotation, molecular function: peptide hormone binding; vasoactive intestinal polypeptide receptor activity; G protein-coupled peptide receptor activity. NCBI's taxonomy places the organism in Eukaryota, Metazoa, Chordata, Actinopteri, Gadiformes, Gadidae. The record is from RefSeq and is a predicted model, not a curated record. Bases 58 to 1386 code for a protein of 442 amino acids. The transcript is spliced from 13 exons. Gene Ontology annotation, cellular component: plasma membrane. Gene Ontology annotation, biological process: adenylate cyclase-modulating G protein-coupled receptor signaling pathway; cell surface receptor signaling pathway.